AUGGCGGGUCUUGACACGCUAGUGACGCUACCGCACGCGACAGAGAGCGUCACGCAGUACGACAACGAGGCCUUCACCGACGAUGACCAGGGCGAGGAUCGUCCGGCCCCGUCGCCGUCAGUGUCGCCGUCAUCGGCGAAACCUUCGCCCCGUCUUCUGCCACCACUUAGAGAACGGGUCGCCGAAACCUCAGAUGCCGAACUCAGCUCCGGGAGCCAGACUCCGAGUUCCGUGGCCAGCUCGAGGGUCACCGAGGGUCACCGCAGGCGUCGGAGGAUAUCCGAGACUCGCCGCCCGCGGGAGCAGCCUAGAGCAACGCGUGCGAGGCUAACGCCACCUAUGCCACUUCCUCGAAAGGGACAAGUUCGACAGGCAGAAGCUGAAGAAGAAGUAAUCGAGAAAGCACUGAGAAAGCGUCGCGAAGCGCUCGCGAGAUGGAAAUCGAGUGCUUCGUCCGCUCUCCGCCAGUCAGCAGAACUAGCCGAGAAGACGCUGGUCGAAGAAGCAACGGAAUUUUUCACCCGGAAAUGGACCAAGGAAGCGACCUCCGGUAGCGCCAAGGAAAUAAAGGACAAGGAAUUAAAGGAAGCUGGUCGCUCAUCCACCUUCGGCGCUGGUGAAAUCACGUCCCAAGGAGCGGCAGCCGACGUCAACGAGACUUCACGCGAAGCGGACGAAGACGAGGAGAACCUCCUGACGUCAGGCGACUACGUUCCCGAUGUUCCUGAGCUCGCGUGCAAGAUUGUCAAGGCGGAGUACAAACCAAGAGUCGACGCCAGCCUGCACUUCCCUUCAUCCUCGAAAGGUACGUGCUUUAUGCAGGAGCUGCAGUGGUUCACCAGUGGUGGGGCCGUCAAAACGACACGAAUUGCAAUUGGGGAUAAGCCGUACCGUCUUCGGAGUUACGAGGAUAAUGCUAGAGCUUUUAGCCCAAGAUACACGAAGGCGAUGAACUGCGUUCCGUACCGGUGCGACUCCGAGCCGGAGCUUGAACUGGAGCUGGACGUGUCCUCGCUGAAGUUCCAGCACCACCCGCUGUUCAGCUCGGAGCAUGUGCUAGCGGCCCAGCUGACCAGUCUGUACGACGCGUACGCCGCGCUUGCGCUUUCCGGACACCAGGCGUCGCCACCCUGUAAAGAGGAGAUGAAUUCGCUCAGAGAAGGCUUGGACAAACUCAACGAGGAGGCCAGCGAGCGUGAAUUUUUUCAAAUAAGGCGAAAAAUUUUGGACGUUAUAGAACAGCGGCAGAAAGCGGACGCUCAGACGGACACCCUGAAAGCAGUCGUGGAGAAGAUGAAACGCGUUUGGGAAGACAUGGAGCAGUUGAGGAGGACGCAGGGAUACACCAGUACCGCUGUGACCCUCAAGUUUCGCAGAAGGCAUAGAAGGACGGAGAGUGAAGGGGCGACUGAAAGUACGCCUCCUCAGGAUGCGCCAGCCGAAGAGGAACUGUUCUCCGAGGAAGUCGAACUGAGGAGGUUGCUCCAACAGGUAGACUGGAUGGAAUACGAAAUGAGGCUGCACCUUUGGCACCAACAGAAGCAGAUCAAGCAAGGGGAAGGCGUCCAAGGUGAGGAAGCGGAAAUGUACAAGCCAGAACCUCCGGCGGACAUCGUCGAAUCUGAAAUUGCCGAUCUCGUUCGUCGAAGGAUCGAGAAGAAGAGAGAGGCGACAGAGUACGUAUACUACUUGACCCGAGGAAAAACGACACCUGCUCACCAGUGCCCCAGCGAGGAACAGCAGAGAAGGCAAGACGUUGCGAAAACCAGCGUUCAUCUCAGAAUCAUGUUCAACGAGAAGGAGGUCUGCAAAACGGACGCGAGACCACUCGGCGAAGAGUUCACAGUCGUUUGGGGUCAGAUAUUCGCGCUGCGAAUCCUUCAGUUCCCGAGGACAAUCAGCCUCGAGGUGUACGAGACGAGGGGCGUGCUCUCGCAGAAGUUGGCCGACGUGCCGGUGCCGAUCCCGGAAGCCGAACAGACCACGUCCAACACGUGCCUCGCGGCAGUUCACUUCGCCAGCGAGAAGACCGUGUCCACGUUGCACGCCGGGGUCGGCUGUGGAGUCCGCCUCGAGGUAGGUCGCGGCGGUCCCCUCUGGCUCAGCCUCAACGGACAGCUCAGCUGCAGUCUGGCGUGGGCGGACAACGCCGCUGGCCGAAACGUCGUCAUCAGAACUGGAACCGCCAUGAACGCCCGGUACGUGUUAGCACGAGUUAGACAAACGAAGUCCGGGAAAGGAAGGCUCGGCACCAUCCUCAACCGAUCCAAGCUCAGGGCACUGGCUCAGGAGCAGCAAGGAAAUCUCACGAGCAGCGCCAUGCUUCCACUGAAGAGCAAAGACAGCAGCAGCGGUGGUGGCCUGGAGUUCUGCGACAAGGUCGAACUGGAGAGAAACCCACGGUUCUCGCUGCUGAUGCUUCGAAACUCUGGCGUCGCGCAGUUCCGAGACUUCGCCAUGGUGCCCCUCAUGAUCAACGAGUACACCGUACCGCUCAUGGAGAAAAUAUACGCGAAGGAAGCGCGCAAGGAAAGCCUCCCAGGCCAUGUGCACCACGAUCCAAUCGAAGCUCGGCAGGCGAGGAUGUCGCACGCCAUCAAGGAGAUGCGAGAGCAGGUCUUAAGACAAGUGUACGAGUCUCAGACGCACAGGGUCUUGGAAGACAUCGUGAUUGAAGAAAAAAUGCCGUUCAUUGGUUCGCUGGGCUUCGGCCUUUUGAAGCUGGCCAAGCGACGUCGACCCCUGCGUCCAAGUCGCAGAGAGCGCCGACGUGUGACGGGUCAGAGUGCGGCGGCUGCCGACGCCCAGAUCCUGGUCACCGUGCUCAGGGCGUCCAACGUGCCCGUGCGGAGGGACACCGACGCCUCUUCUGGCCUGCUGGACGACGUGAUGGAGUACCAGGUGCGUCCUUUCGUCGAGAUCAUGUUCCAGCAACGCACGGCGAGAACUUUCGUCGCCGACGGGCCCCACCCCACGUGGAACCAGGAACUGAGGCUGCCCAUCACGUGAGCUCCCGAGGAAGGUGUGGUGAAAGAUGUGAUCUACCUGAACCUGUUCGACGAAGUGGUUCUCGACCUGUUGGAGGACGACCGCGAGCGCCACAGCACCGUGCACCAGCGACUGGAGAGACGGUGGCUGGGCAGCCUCAAGAUACCCUUCUCAACCCUCUACAUCAACGCCAAGAUCGAAGGCACGUUCCGUAUCGAUGUUCCCGUCGUCCUUCUGGGCUACGCGCACGAGGUCAAGCCAUGGUCCCCGGCGCAAGACGCGCCGGCGUCGAGUACCUACGUGUCCUUCUACAUGACGGUGGAGCCGGGGCUGCAGUCACCCGAGGUUCUCAGGGCACGGUGCGACAGCGACGAGCCCCCUCAGCUGGUCCAGCAGGCCGAGGAGUGGCAGAGCUCAUUGGAGUCCCGCUACCCUCGCCGCUUCGUCAAGGCACUUGCGAUGGACGCCUCGGGCAAGUGGGUGUUCGUGCCUCGCUUCCUGAGGCCCCUGGCGCCACCCCAGCAGCUCCUGGACUCGGCCAGGCGCCCAAGCCUCGUCGAGGACGUCUCGUCUACGACCGGGGACAUCAUGGCACUGGCUGCUCGUUUCGUGUCCCUUAUACCGACGCUGUCAGACAGCGUCUUGUUUCCGGGGCUUUGUGACAUUUGGAGCACUUGUGACCAAUUCCUGCACGUCCUGACGGGUGACGAAGAGGAACACGCUCUGCUUCUCUGCAACUACUUCCUGCACCUGGGCGCAGAGGCGUACCUGCUGCUGGGCAGCGGAAUACCCGAGGGUCAGACCGCGUACGUGCUGACCCGCAACGCCUCCAGGGGGCGCGAUGACGUGCGCAUCUGGAACGCCGUGACGGGGCGCUCGUACAGCGUCACAGACAGCUACGGGCCGCUGCAGAGCGUCGGCUGCCUCGUCGGCGUCGACAACAUCUGGGCCAACGUACAGAAGCACGAGCAUCCUUCGAGGCUGUCUUACAACUUGAGCAAGUCCAGUCAUUGGAAGCCGUUCUUCGCCAAGGGCAAAGUACCGCCGACCCUCGACUCCGUGCAGCCGAGUGAGCUGUCGUACGAGCCGACCGACCCUUCGUACGUGUCCAGGCUGCAGCAGAAGAUCGAGUACGCGCUCAAGGAGAGCGUCAUGAAGUGGCGCAAGCGGUUCCGCACCUCGUGGAACCGCUACGCAAGCCAGGUACUCCGCAAGAUACUACCCAGACUCGAGUCGAUGGCGUCGGCAUCAGCCUGUACCGACGAUAUCCAAGAACUCUCUGAGAUACUUACUUCUUACAAGAUGAGUGGCUUUCCGCUGUCAAUGAGCUUCACGGAUGUGGAGACGGUCAUCGAGAUGGUGCUCUCCACCGGAGUUCACCUGACCGAGUCCAGAAACGUGGAGUUCGCCCUGGCAGUCCACAUCCACCCUUACCCGUCCGGCGUGCUCGCAGUAUGGGUGUACAUUGCGGCACUGACGAGAAAGUCCUGAGCGCCGAUAG
Molecule: messenger RNA, 4489 nt
Organism: Rhipicephalus microplus (southern cattle tick)
Lineage: Eukaryota; Metazoa; Arthropoda; Arachnida; Ixodida; Ixodidae
Gene: Cc2d2a
Product: Coiled-coil and C2 domain containing 2A
Biological process (GO): non-motile cilium assembly; protein localization to ciliary transition zone
Cellular component (GO): ciliary transition zone
Source: RefSeq, a predicted model, not a curated record